This is a messenger RNA of Pan troglodytes (chimpanzee), 2367 nucleotides long. It is a transcript of the gene FEN1, whose product is annotated as flap structure-specific endonuclease 1. The transcript is spliced from 2 exons. The record is from RefSeq and is a predicted model, not a curated record. Gene Ontology annotation, molecular function: 5'-3' exonuclease activity; RNA-DNA hybrid ribonuclease activity; 5'-flap endonuclease activity. Bases 491 to 1633 code for a protein of 380 amino acids. Lineage: Eukaryota; Metazoa; Chordata; Mammalia; Primates; Hominidae. Gene Ontology annotation, cellular component: nucleus.
AUACCCCGCGCAGGCUAAUCCGCCGCUCCGCCACCGGAAGAACACGUCGGCAGGAGCAGGCGCCUAGCACAACCGGAAAAGGAAGUGCCUCCGGCGCAAGUGGCAUUGAGGGACUUGUAGUCCUGCGAUUUAGGGUGUAGAGGGAGCAGGGGCCUGCGGGGACCUGGUGUGGGUGGAGUGGGGACGAGCGGUGGAGAAGGGUACGCCAGGGUCGCUGAGAGACUCUGUUCUCCCUGGAGGGACUGGUUGCCAUGAGAGCAGCCGUCUGAGGGGACGCAGCCUGCACUACGCGCCCCAAGAGGCUGUGCGUGGCGAGCAGGUCACGUGACGGGAGCGCGGGCUUUGGAAGGCGGCUGAACGUCAGGCGACCCGCCGCUAAGCUGAGAAGGGAGAGCGGGCUUAGGACCGCCUGCCCGGGGCAACCCCGAACCAAGCUUUAGCCGCCGAGGCCUCGUGUCCCAAAGGCCAGUCAUCCCUCCUCUGUGUUGCCAUGGGAAUUCAAGGCCUGGCCAAACUAAUUGCUGAUGUGGCCCCCAGUGCCAUCCGGGAGAAUGACAUCAAGAGCUACUUUGGCCGUAAGGUGGCCAUUGAUGCCUCUAUGAGCAUUUAUCAGUUCCUGAUUGCUGUUCGCCAGGGUGGGGAUGUGCUGCAGAAUGAGGAGGGUGAGACCACCAGCCACCUGAUGGGCAUGUUCUACCGCACCAUUCGCAUGAUGGAGAACGGCAUCAAGCCCGUGUAUGUCUUUGAUGGCAAGCCGCCACAGCUCAAGUCAGGCGAGCUGGCCAAACGCAGUGAGCGGCGGGCUGAGGCAGAGAAGCAGCUGCAGCAGGCUCAGGCUGCUGGGGCCGAGCAGGAGGUGGAAAAAUUCACUAAGCGGCUGGUGAAGGUCACUAAGCAGCACAAUGAUGAGUGCAAACAUCUGCUGAGCCUCAUGGGCAUCCCUUAUCUUGAUGCACCCAGUGAGGCAGAGGCCAGCUGUGCUGCCCUGGUGAAGGCUGGCAAAGUCUAUGCUGCGGCUACUGAGGACAUGGACUGCCUCACCUUCGGCAGCCCUGUGCUAAUGCGACACCUGACUGCCAGUGAAGCCAAAAAGCUGCCAAUCCAGGAAUUCCACCUGAGCCGGAUUCUGCAGGAGCUGGGCCUGAACCAGGAACAGUUUGUGGAUCUGUGCAUCCUGCUAGGCAGUGACUACUGUGAGAGUAUCCGGGGUAUUGGGCCCAAGCGGGCUGUGGACCUCAUCCAGAAGCACAAGAGCAUCGAGGAGAUCGUGCGGCGACUUGACCCCAACAAGUACCCUGUGCCAGAAAAUUGGCUCCACAAGGAGGCUCACCAGCUCUUCUUGGAACCUGAGGUGCUGGACCCAGAGUCUGUGGAGCUGAAGUGGAGCGAGCCAAAUGAAGAAGAGCUGAUCAAGUUCAUGUGUGGUGAAAAGCAGUUCUCUGAGGAGCGAAUCCGCAGUGGGGUCAAGAGGCUGAGUAAGAGCCGCCAAGGCAGCACCCAGGGCCGCCUGGAUGAUUUCUUCAAGGUGACCGGCUCACUCUCUUCAGCUAAGCGCAAGGAGCCAGAACCCAAGGGAUCCACUAAGAAGAAGGCAAAGACUGGGGCAGCAGGGAAGUUUAAAAGGGGAAAAUAAAUGUGUUUCCCCAUUAUACCUCCUUCACCCCAGAAUAUUUGCCGUCUUGUACCCUUAAGAGCUACAGCUAGAGAAACCUUCACGGGGUGGAGAGAGGAUUCUAAGGCUUUUCUAGUGUGACCCUUUUCAGUAGUGGUAGUCCCUUUUUUACUUGAUCUUAAUGGCAAGAAGGCCACAGAGGUACUUUUCCUUUUUUAGCUCAGGAAAAUAUGUCAGGCUCAAACCACUUCUCAGGCAGUUUAAUGGACACUAAGUCCAUUGGUACAUGAAAGUGAUAGAUAGCAACAAGUUUUGGAGAAGAGAGAGGGAGAUAAAAGGGGGAGACAAAAGAUGUACAGAAAUGAUUUCCUGGCUGGCCAACUGGUGGCCAGUGGCAGGUGAUGGUGGACCUAGACUGUGCUUUUCUGUCUUGUUCAGCCUUGACCCACCUUGAGAGAGAGCCACCAGGAAGGCGUAUCUUAGCAGAUGGGAGGAACUGCUGAGAGAAGAUAGGCAGAGAGCUGGAGACCCUGGAGUUGGCUGUGUCUGUGUUUGUGACUGAUUACUGGCUGUGUCUUGGGUGGGCAGAAACUCGAACUUGCUAUGUAAUUUGUGUCUAGUUAUUCAGAGGAGUAAGAUGGUGAUGUUCAUCUGGCAAUCAGCUUAGUUGAGACUUUGGAAUAAGACACUGGUUUUCAUGCGCUGUUUUUGUUUUAAAGUUAUGAAGAAAAAAGUCAAUAAAAUUCUAAAAGUAA